UACUUUAUUUGCCGUCCAUUCAGUUGCUCUACCACUAGUUUCUUCUCCGUCCAGCCACGCUAGGAAAGCAUUCUCCAGUGCCGCUCUUCCCGUUCCGUCCAGGGUGUCUCCAUGGAUGGUUCUACCAACAGGCAUUCUAAGCGUCAAAGGGCAGUUCUUCCGAUUCCCGUCAAGUGCUCUGCCUUCAGGAUUGAAUUGUCUUCAGAAGAAUUUUUUCCCAUGUAAUUGGGGAGAUCCCAUUUGUGCCACUGUUGUACAUACGGUUGAUGUAGUGGAGGUUUCACCUUUGAUGCCGUCUGUAGAUGUUGAAGCACCCCCUGUUCCGCAACCGGAUACGAAUUCAGAGGAGGAGGAGGAUGAUGGGCUAGACGCUGAUGAUUUGAAACUAUUUCCGCUUCUGAAGAUUCGUGCUUCUCCCAAGCAUUUAGUCGAACCGAUGAAGCAUUCGGAUAGGGCAGUGCCCCGAGCCAUGCCGUCGUUGCGUGGUUGGACUUUUGGGCUUUUAAAGGCCAGACAGUUAUCCGAUAUCAAAAUGGGAGGUUUUGGUAGGGGAGAGGUUGUGGGACCGUUCAUUCCCGAUGUUGACCACGUAGUUCUGGGUCCAGUUAGGGUAAUAUAUGAACUAAUUUAAAUUCAUAUAGUGUGUUUUGAGGAUUCUUUCUCUAUUUUGUUUGUUUUUCCAUAGCGUUUUAACUGUA
Ipomoea nil (Japanese morning glory) is the source of this 698-nucleotide messenger RNA. RefSeq lists its product as uncharacterized. Lineage: Eukaryota; Viridiplantae; Streptophyta; Magnoliopsida; Solanales; Convolvulaceae. The transcript is spliced from 3 exons. Bases 116 to 631 code for a protein of 171 amino acids. The record is from RefSeq and is a predicted model, not a curated record.